Messenger RNA from Arabidopsis arenosa, 1797 nucleotides. Lineage: Eukaryota; Viridiplantae; Streptophyta; Magnoliopsida; Brassicales; Brassicaceae. The record is from the annotation of a GenBank genome assembly.
AGAUCUCUUGUUUUGUUUCAUGAACGUUGAGGUUGACUAACGAAUUAAACAGUUCUGUUUUUGAAUCUAAGUUUAUGUUUUUGUCCUAAACUAUGUGUUUACUUGCAAUGAAUUUGCCACUAACUUGUUUAUAAUCUGUUAUAUGAAGCAGGAUGGUUAGCUGCUACCGUAAUCCAUGUGUGAAGUUUGAGAAGAAUUAACUUUGGUUUGUGAGCGACUUUCGAAUCAGCUGUGCUAGAUUUGCUUUCAACUUUAUUCGAAGAUGGAUCGUUGCGAUACCUCAGGAUUUGUAAGCGGCGGUGGAGAUGCUUAUAAGUUGUGAGCAUGCAUUCCAGAUUCCAGAACAGUGCUUUUGCUGGUAAUUCCUCAUCGAAUUCUUUUAACAUUUUGGGCCGUUCCCUUCAAGUUGAAGUCCCUGAGGCCGCGGAUACUACUCUGCGUCUUGAUUCCCUUGCCUCUCCGUUGUCUAAUGCCAAGGGAAUCAAAAGGAAAUGGAAUCUGAUUGAUGGAUCUGAUCCUUUACUUUCCUUAAGACUCGGUCACUCUUCAAGCUCUUCUGAUAGCAAAGGGAGUUCGGCUACUGCUUGCACGAGUUUAUCUUCUGCCAAAGAAACUGAAGAGGCGUCCUCGAUGGAUAUUGAGUUGGACUUUAGCCUCCAUCUUGGCAACGAGAAAUCGGCGGCUAGCAACAAAAAGCCAGCUAAUUUGAAAAUGAAAGGGUUGCAGGUCCCCUCCCCGAAAUUUGAUCUUGAAUUGAGUCUUUCUGGUGGAGGAUCCUGUCAAUCUGAGAUCACUGCGGUCCAGCAGCACGCCAACCGAUUUCAAUCUCUUGCUGACAUGCUGCGUGCAACUAAUGAAGAAUCCACAUCAUGUGGUUGGAGGCCAGGGUUUGGAUUACCGACAUUGCAAGCCUCUUCAAGCAAAGAAACAAGCUCCUUCUUAGGCCAUGUUCCCAAAAAUGUCAUCAUUCCUGCUGCUCAUGUUCCCAAACUGUCAUCUAGCACGGCAGCAACAACACCAAUAAGCUCGGGUACAUGCACUUCCGGUUUAUCUCAGCAGCUGAAGCCACAGCUUAAGAAUUCUUCUAGUUCCAAGUUAUGUCAAGUAGAAGGAUGUCAGAAGGGAGCAAGAGGCGCAUCUGGCCGUUGCAUUUCUCAUGGUGGUGGACGUAGAUGCCAGAAACAUGGUUGCCACAAGGGCGCUGAAGCACAUGGAGGAGGGAAACGGUGUGCGUGGGGUCAACCCGAGACAGAGUAUGCAGGACAGUCUUCCUCUGGUCCUUGUACCUCGUUUGCUCGAGGUAAGACUGGUCUUUGUGCACUCCAUAACAGUCUGGUUCAUGAUAACCGGGUUCACGGAGGAAUGACUAUAACUUCCGAGAGCCAAGAACCGAGAGUAAGCAGCAGCGAAACAGAGAACGAGGAAGAGUUUAGCGGUUCUCAAGACAUGAACAUGGAUACAAUGAAAGCGAGAAGUGCUACCGGAUCUCCAGAGACUGAUGUUGAUCUCAAUGAGUAUGAAGCAGGAUUGGGGUUAGCUCCGGAAGGAAGAGUCCAUGGUGGAAGUUUAAUGAUGGCGAUGUUGGGUAGAGACGGUGGCUCUGGCUCUACCAAUGGGCCAAAGAGGUGGAUGUAAGUUGUCUUCAGUUCGGUUCCAGUCUUCAAUUCAACGCGUGUGGAGUUUUAUGAAAGAGUCUGUCUUUGUUCUAGUUUUAGGUUUGCUUAGAGAGUCAAAAAAAGGAUCCAAAGUCUGUGUCCUAUUUGUCUUGUAGAUAUUGAAUUAAGGGUCGAAGCAAAU